AAAACUAGUAAAUGCAAUUUUUUAUAAAUGAAUCCAGUUUAUGGUUCUGAUUUUUUUAUCAGAGGCAGAGUUAUUAUUUUAGCGUUAUAUUUUUAUAACGUAUAAAAAAAAAAAAAAAAAAAAAAACGCGACGAGGAUUAUUGAGCAAUCAAUAAUUAUUAUUUCCAAGUUAUAACUGACUUAGCAAAGUCAUGUUAUUUAUUAAUCGAGAAACAGAAGCAGUUAUAUUUUAUUAGUGCUACUAGAAGUCGAGAAAUUAUUCCGACUGCAACGCAAAUUCAAUCUACGGAUUUAAUCUAGAUUCAUAUUACUGUAUUAGCAUCACCAAGGCAUGAGGAUAUAAUUCAUUUAUUCAUCAAUCUCAUUCUCAUACUUUACAAACUCUUAUAACCAAUUACAGUUUCACCUAUCAAUGCUAUGAAGUAGAUACAUGAAUAUGCUAGACAUAUAUGUAAGCAUACAAUCAUCAUUAUUUUUUUUUCCACUCCCUAAUGUCUCCUACACUAUACACGCAUAAUCUCCACUUCUCCACUCCACCAACUAUCUCCACCACCUUUUGCUUUCUUCCACUACAUUUUUUCUCACCACCCUUUCCACUCCACUAAUUCCACUACACCAAACUUUCCACCUACUCCCUUCCCCACCACACGCAAGAAUGCAUCUAACAUUCCAUUAUACAGGCAACAAUCUUUUCAUCAUCUUCAUUCUUCACUAAGGAACCGAAGAGCAGCCACGAGUUCUGCCAUAAGCACACUGCUCCGGCAGUGUUUUGCAAGGCGAUUCCAGCCAUCCAAAAGGUCCGGGCGACAGAAAGUGAAGCCGAAGCAGAAACGACUCCACGCCAGCUUUAAGAACAAUUGAGAAUGCCGCCUAAGAGAGGACGUCCUGCGAGAAACAAUAACCAUCGCAGAAACCGUAACGCUGUACCCGAAGAACCACAAGAUGCUCGAGGACAUAACCCAUCCCCUCCGCCCCCAACUAGGAGAGUCGAAGAACUCUUUUUAAGGCAAAAUCCACCUACGUUUGACGGAACGAGUGAACCGGCUGAAGCUGAGAUUUGGGUGCGUGCAAUGGAACGCAUUUUCAACUUCCUACGUUGUACUGAUGAGGAGCGCCUAUCUUGCGUCUCGUUCCAACUAACAGGAUCAGCUGACUUCUGGUGGGAAGCACGACGAAAAAUCCUGACACCGGAACAAUGGGCAAUCUAUACUUGGGAAGAUUUUAAGACGGGAUUAUAUGAUAAAUAUAUCCCGAAAAGCUAUAGGAAGAAGAAAGAAGCUGAGUUCUACGAGUUAAAGCAAGGAAAGAAAUCUGUGGUUGAAUACGACAAGGAAUUCUGCAACCUGUCGAGGUUUGCUCCACAACAAGUGGACACAGAUGAGAAGAUGGCAGAGAAAUUUUGUGCCGGACUGCGGUACGAAAUUAAGAUGGCUCUAGCAAGCCACGGAGGACUCUCAUACACGGAGUCUCUGAACAGGGCACUUGACAUUGAAGCUGCAAUGCCGUCAGACAAGUCAGCCCCACCGUUGAUCUCAACGCCAAAUGAUCAACCAGUAGCCUCACAUACUCUCAAAGGGAAGCGCAAGUGGGACAACAACGAAGACAAUAUCAAUCAGACUAGUAAGAAAGUGUGGCAAGAAAAGGAACGGGCCGAACAGUUUAUUCAACCAAGGUACGAGGCACAGACUAACGGGGAUAGCCAAGGUCAGAGAAGAAUUUCACCUUGCCCAAAUUGCGGUAAGAUGCAUAGGAGUGUUUGUCGAGCUGGAACUAACGGUUGUUACAAUUGUGGCCAAAAAGGUCACUACUUCACGCAAUGCCCUAACAAACAACGAGGUUCAACAAUUGAGAACACCCACACCCCCUUGCCAGCAAUACGUGGACACUUGCGAAAUCAGCCUCAAUCACAUCAGUGAAAAUCUUAUGGAGACACCGCAGACAAGAGAAGCUACGCGGGAACUUGAAGACAAGAUGAAGGAAAAAUACCCCGAACUGUUUUAGCAGAGAUAUGCAAAUUUCGGGACGAAAUUUUUGUUAAGAGGGGUAGUAUGUAGUAGCUCGCUCUUUUAUUUAUGAUAAAAACUAGUAAAUGCAAUUUUUUAUAAAUGAAUCCAGUUUAUGGUUCUGAUUUUUUUAUCAGAGGCAGAGUUAUUAUUUUAGCGUUAUAUUUUUAUAACGUAUGAAAAAAAAAAAAAAAAAAAAAAACGCGACGAGGAUUAUUGAGCAAUCAAUAAUUAUUAUUUCCAAGUUAUAACUGACUUAGCAAAGUCAUGUUAUUUAUUAAUCGAGAAACAGAAGCAGUUAUAUUUUAUUAGUGCUACUAGAAGUCGAGAAAUUAUUCCGACUGCAACGCAAAUUCAAUCUACGGAUUUAAUCUAGAUUCAUAUUACUGUAUUAGCAUCACCAAGGCAUGAGGAUAUAAUUCAUUUAUUCAUCAAUCUCAUUCUCAUACUUUACAAACUCUUAUAACCAAUUACAGUUUCACCUAUCAAUGCUAUGAAGUAGAUACAUGAAUAUGCUAGACAUAUAUGUAAGCAUACAAUCAUCAUUAUUUUUUUUCCACUCCCUAAUGUCUCCUACACUAUACACGCAUAAUCUCCACUUCUCCACUCCACCAACUAUCUCCACCACCUUUUGCUUUCUUCCACUACAUUUUUUCUCACCACCCUUUCCACUCCACUAAUUCCACUACACCAAACUUUCCACCUACUCCCUUCCCCACCACACGCAAGAAUGCAUCUAACAUUCCAUUAUACAGGCAACAAUCUUUUCAUCAUCUUCAUUCUUCACUAAGGAACCGAAGAGCAGCCACGAGUUCUGCCAUAAGCACACUGCUCCGGCAGUGUUUUGCAAGGCGAUUCCAGCCAUCCAAAAGGUCCGGGCGACAGAAAGUGAAGCCGAAGCAGAAACGACUCCACGCCAGCUUUAAGAACAAUUGAGGUUGAGCUGUGAUGGGCGAUGAAGUGUUGUUGCUGAGUGGAGUUUUUGUCGAACUUAAAGUAGGCUCAGAAAGGGUACAUGUCUUCAUACAUGUAUCUCAGUUAUGCAUUCCGCUGUAAACACUGAUUAUUUCAGUUACGCCUUCCGUUGCAAACUCUGAUAAUGUUUUAGCCAAGCCCUAACGAUGCCUUUUUCCUUUUUAAGGAAUAUUUCACGCGUAUUCAA
Molecule: messenger RNA, 3165 nt
Organism: Salvia miltiorrhiza (redroot sage)
Lineage: Eukaryota; Viridiplantae; Streptophyta; Magnoliopsida; Lamiales; Lamiaceae
Exons: 5
Coding region: 864-1916 (350 amino acids)
Molecular function (GO): nucleic acid binding; zinc ion binding
Source: RefSeq, a predicted model, not a curated record